Messenger RNA from Dothidotthia symphoricarpi CBS 119687, 679 nucleotides. RefSeq lists its product as uncharacterized. The annotation marks the transcript as partial. Lineage: Eukaryota; Fungi; Ascomycota; Dothideomycetes; Pleosporales; Dothidotthiaceae. The record is from RefSeq and is a predicted model, not a curated record. The transcript has a single exon.
UUUACCGCUACUGCGCGGAACCGGAAGACGCAAGAGCGCGCAAGAGCCAAGCCCUGAGACACGACUCACACGACGUGCGUUCGGCCCAAAGCGAUGCAAGUGCAGACUCAAGGCAUAUAGCCCCUGUCGCCCUACCCUCAUUCAAGGCAGUGACCCUGUCGUCCAUCGGAGGACAGUCCGGGCGGCGUUAUCUCACCGUGUCUGCAUCUCAUCAUGUGCCCGUGGGUGAAGCGAAUGCCUGCCGCGCCACCAAGAACGAAAAUGAUUGCACAUUUCCUAUUUGCACAUCGUUCAUUGGCAGGGACGUGUCGGGCUGCAAUCCCCGGAACAAUGUUCUGCGCCGCAUGCGCCCUCGCCGAAGAAAGAACAAAGCACGAUCUGCUUAUCCUCAAAGCAGCCCAAGGGAUCGACGACAGCGAAUGGGUCUUGCCAAUGACACGGCAGAAGAAAACGUCAGCCGCCCUUCGGUGGGGGCGGCAAAGACAACGUCUCGCGGCUCGCGGGAGGGAAAGGUUUGGCUGUUGGUUAUGACUAAGCGAAGUCGACUGUGCAAUCCCUAGGUAUUGACGUGGAAACGAUCGGGUACAAGAGACAGAUAUUCAGGUUUGUUUUGUAGGUACUUUUUCCAUGAACUGCGGACAUCGUGCUCGAGCAUCAGCAGUUGCAAGCGAGGCAGACU